Molecule: messenger RNA, 7523 nt
Organism: Anastrepha ludens (Mexican fruit fly)
Lineage: Eukaryota; Metazoa; Arthropoda; Insecta; Diptera; Tephritidae
Gene: THADA
Product: thyroid adenoma-associated protein homolog
Exons: 13
Coding region: 167-5368 (1733 amino acids)
Biological process (GO): tRNA methylation
Cellular component (GO): cytosol
Source: RefSeq, a predicted model, not a curated record
GCACAGCUGUCGGUUCCGUUAUUGCGGUUAUAGGUUGCUCAUUCGCCUUGUUGGCGGUUGGAAUAUUAUUAGUUUUUUGGGUCGGUAUACUUAUUAAUGUUUAAGGUUUUAGCAAAAAAUUCAACAAUAAAUCAGGUAUAAAUGUAAAAUAAGUGGAAAAUCUGCAAUGAAUUCUUUAAAUUUACGUGUGUCAACGGUGAAAACUUCAGAGAAUAUUAAGAAAAAUGCGGAGCUGCGCGCAGCGCUGGUCACGUUGCCCAAACACUACGAAAGCUCCGAGGAAAGCUACUGUCUGGAAUUAAAGUACGCCAAAUCUAUACCGGAGCAGGUGGCGGCGGUGAAAAACACAUUCAAAAACCUUAGUCAUGAUAUGCAAGCGCUACAAUUUCUGGCAGACUUAUGCUUCCAUUGCCCGCUUAAGCAUCCAGUGCGUAAUCAGAUUGUAAAGCUUUUAAUUACAGCUGCGCAAGUGGGAACAGGUGACACAGAUGAAUCAUCUAUUAAAAACGCUUUGUCGCAAACAUUGCAGCGAUUGGUAGAGGAAACUAGAGCAGAGACCGAGAGUAGCGUAUGGAACUUUACCGUUACUUCGAUGAAUGGAUGCUUUGAAAAUUUCGAAUGUGGUCGAAAGGCAUUUCAACAAAGCAUAGACGAGAUAUUUCCUUUUCUCUGCGCAGCCGUACAGAAGUAUCUCACCGAAUUGGGCGUGCUCAGUUCGCCUUCCGUACUCAAUGAAUACUAUCUCUAUGUGCACAACGCUGUACGUCUACUUCUGUGUUGCAUACAAGAACAUGGUACUAAACUCAGGGAUGCACACACUGACACGCUUAAACAGUUAAGUGCACUGUGCAACCAAAUCGUACUAGACGACGAAAUGCCAAUGGAUCCGCGCACUAAUUGUGGUAUUCUUUUGGCUCACAAUGCCAAAUUGAAUGCCAAUUACGAGGCCUUCAUACAAAAAGUUAAGCUAACCAAAAACCCUAACGAGAUUACACUUUGUGUGGGCAUCGUAAACACUUUUGAUCAACAUGACUUUCACGAAAUAUCUGCUGACAUACGUGACAUUUGUAGCAAGAUAGACGAAAUCGCCAAUGCUAAUGCGACGGUGUCACACAUAUUACUUUGCGCUACGCGUGCACUUUAUCAGAUCUCAAAAAUUUUGUUAAAUUUUGAGUUAAAGGCUCAAGCCCCGUCCACAGAUGAUGCCAAGCUGAUACUGCGAAAGCUUUUAAUAUUCACAUUUGGUUAUUUGGAACAUCAUAUGGAUAGUGUGCGGCAUUUGUGUCGCGAUAUGCUGCGCAAUACAGUCGCAGCUGCAAAGAAAAUUAAAUUUGAUUUCCUCAUACAAAAAAUCUAUGAUGCCUGUAAUUCUGAGCGCCUAUCGCUUUCAAUGAAAUGUGCGGUAUUGAAGCAGGCUACAGCCAUUGUGGGGGCGGAUGCCAUAAUACAUAAUUGUCCUGAGCUGUUUGAAACGGUAUUCGCCGAACAGCUUGGACGAGAUUUCAUGGUGAAUAAUUUGUACGAGACGCUUAUGUAUGCCAGCUAUAAGGAGUUGAACUACGAUAUGUGGGUUGGUCUUUGGGUUGAAUACCUGCUUGCAGUUGCUAUCUUCAACGAUGCUCGUUUGGGUGAUACCGAAAUGUUAAUUGUAAAAGCAGUUAAUUGUGAACCCAAAAUUGUGCAACAUAUCAUUAAGCAUAACGACCCCCGAAUACCGAUCAGCACAAAAUUAUCGGCGCUAACGGCAGUACGCAAAGCAGGAAUUAAAGUUGAGGAUUUUAAUGAAAUUAUGAAGCAAUUCGAACUUAAUCUCAUACAGAGUAUACUUUCAAUUUUCGACGAAACACGUAUCAUGGCAUUGCGGCUCUUGGUGGAAACAAAUAAGACCACUGAGCCAUUGACGAUAGUGGAAUGUGAAAACUUGCUUAACUUCUUGGAAUACAAUUCGAAUUGUCAAAGUCCAGCAACGCGCCAAAAGAUGUUGGCAUUGUUUACCAAAGCUUUACUACGCUGUGAAUUGAAUUUAUUCAAAACGAUGAAGGAUUAUAAACCGGCCAAAGCAAUUGGCGCUAAGCGAAAAGGCGGUGGUAUUGGUGAUGAUGCGCCGAUGCACCUGAAGUUUUUGCGAGAUAUUAUUAAAAAAUUUGUGGCAAAUCUGUUUCAGGGCGCUAACUUCAGCCGCCGCUCAAUAUGUCUACAGCUGUUGCAGCAGAGUGUACAGAUCUCAAGUAAUUGUGGCAUCCCAUUUGAUGACAUACUACCAAAAGAUACCGUUAAAGUGUUAGCUGAAAUGCUUUCAGACUCAUACGAAGCCAAUAAAGAACUAGCAGUGAAUAUUUUGAAAGUCAUCGAGCAACGUUUGAAUUCCAAUCUCAUACAGGAGCAUAAAUUAAAUAUCAACUUAUCACAUAUCUGCACUCUUUUGACCUCGGUCCGUCCAAUCGAUUCAGUAACCGGCUCAUAUCAAUUGGAGUUUUAUUGCGAACGUUAUGAACAUAUCGGUAGCUUUGGCAAAUACGAACCAACCAACUACAAUGCCAUCUACUAUGCGGCGCUACGCUGGUUGUUGCAGGAACUGAAAGCUGGACUUAAAUUGGCAAAAGAAAGCCUGCUUCAGGCGGCUAAAUUCAAUCCAUUAUACGGCAUUUUAUUUGCAAUAAGACAUUUGUUAAAGACAUUAGAUUUUAAAUUACUGGCAAAAGAGAUUCCCUGGCGCAUUGUUAUUGCUGAGUUGAUUGUAGUAUGCAAGGAGCUGACAACGAUUGUUUCGCCAGUAGUGAAUAGCUCAUCACCUGAAGGACAUUUGCCGAAUGAUUUCAGUAAAUUGCCCGCCGAGUAUGGCGAGGAACCGACGACUAACGAGAAAGAUAACACCGGCGCCAGCUGCAAAAUACUUUCUUCGAAACUAGCGAAAUCAGAUUUGUCGAAUGUUAAGACUACACCACAAAUGGUGUUACUAUGCGCUUGGCGUACCGUUAAGGAAGUCUCUUUGUUACUCGGUGAUAUCGUAUCGCGUUCACCGUUACAGUUUAGUAAGCUGACCGAACAGUUUCUCAUCACCAAAGAACAGCUACUCGAAAUUGCAGAACAUUUUAAGCAGCUGCUAGCCGAAACAAAGCACCGUGGUGCCUUCGAACAAGCCUAUGUGGGCUUCUCAAAACUUUGUUGCCGCCUUUGGCGCUUAGAGGUGGUCGAUUUGAAUUCCCUUCCCAUGCAAUGGUUGCGUGAUCUGCUCACAAUCAUAUCGAAAGAUGAACAACUAAAUGAAAAAAUUUGCGCCACACGUCGCAGUGCUGGUGUGCCAUUUAUGGUGCAGGCUCUUAUCACGUCCGAAUUACAAGUUGGCUCGACAAAGUCGCUCUACUAUUGCAUGGUACAUCUGCUGCAGUUGUGUGCCUCACGUGAACGCAGCGCCGAGUCACGUACGCAUGCCAUGAACAUAUUGCGCGCGCUCUUCCGUUGUACGGAUCUGAACGAAGCUGUGGUGGAGUAUGUAUGCGAUGGCGUCAUGUGUGCCAUACGCGGUUACGAGGCAGAAACAUGGUCGGAAAAAAAUUCUGCCACUUUGCUCUUUUCGGCGCUCAUCACUCGAAUUUUCGGUGUGCAACGCACGCGUGAUUCGGAGAAUUUGAAUGUGCGCAACAAAAUGACCGGACGUGUUUUCUUUAUGCGCUAUCCCAAACUUUAUGAUUUCUUCCUUGCGCAGCUUCGCGAAGCUAGCGACUUGGUGCAAAAACAACAGAAGGCUCAUAAAUUGCAUUCACUGUUGCUCAUAUUUAGCCGGCUGUAUCCGUCAGCGCUGGAGGGUACCGAAUCGAGUUUAAAGUUAACCGAGUUUAUUCCGUAUAUUUCGAGUUGUGCCAGUUGUCCUGAAAUGCAAACGCGUUACCUAGCGGCCAAAGCAGUGGUAGCGCUUAUCUCCAUAGAUGCAAUACCGGCCACAAUAUUGAGGAUGUCUGCUGAAGUUUUGAUAGCGGCCGAUAGUCCUAACACUCUGAAUUUGAACAUUUUACAUGGGCAACUAAUACAGAUUUACAUGUUACUAAAAGCGCACAAUCUACCUGAUGCUGAGCUAGUCGGCGAUAUUGUACACACAUUGAUUUCUUUUCAAGGAAAAACCCAAAUAAAAAAUGCCAUCAUACUAAAAUUAAUUAUGGAUAUUUUCUUAGAGAUUUUACAAAACCACUCGAACCUCAACUACUCACAGGAAACUAUAGCAGGUUUGCUCUACUACACCUCCCACUUGGAGUUACAAAUUCCCGAACUGAGUUCUUACUAUCCGGUGCUGCACAAAUCUUUCUAUAUUUACAAUUUACACACGCUACGCUUAACACUUCCAUACGGCGCAAUCUCCAACUAUUUGCUUUGCCUACCACUUACACAUGCCUCAAUGCCACUGGAACAGGCGGAAGUGUGCCUUAAUAUUAUAUUGUUGCUGUUAAAGGUUGGCGAAUUGGAUGUGGCUGAGUUUGAAAUAUCGAAUGAAGAGCAGUGGUUUGUACAGACUUUAGCACCUGAAAUACGCGAAAAGUUGGCCAUAGAGUUGCGUCGGAGUAAAGUUUUACAUGGUAUAUUAAAAGAAGUGCUCAAAAAGGAUGUCUUCUAUCCGGAGUGUGUGAUGAAAGCGUAUGCAAUACUGAGUUCAAUGGAUCAUUUUGAUUUUACGCUAAAUCAAUUGCUGAACGAGUCUAAAAAGCAUCCGGCUGAUGUUAAAUCGCCGCUGACGAUGUGCGUAGAACGUGCGGUGCUUAAUCAAGGUGGCGUAGAUUCAAAGAUUUCCCAAUCAUGUCUGGAGUAUUUGUUGGAAAUAGCGCAAGCAUCGAAUCCCGAUUGUUUGAGAUUGAAGGCCGCAAAAAUUUUAUCGCACAUAGCUGUACAUUUUUAUAAAGCUUUGGAGAAGAAGAGAUUAUCCUUUCUACGCUUAUAUAUUGGCCUUACAUUGGCGCUACUGAUGGAUGAUGACAGCGAGAUACGUGAUUUUACAGCCAAAGUCGUCUUAACGAACUUACCCGAGAGUAUUGGAUUAACAAACGUUAUCGCGACCAUGGCGCAGCGACUCUUUCUGCAAUCCACAGCGGAUAAACUUGAAGCGAUGCGUGCCGAUGAUAAUUACAUUUUAGACAUUUUCAAACUCAUCAACGAAACGCUAAACUUGGGUAUUAGCACAGAUGACGAUAGCAAUAGUUCGGCGAAUAGCAGCAACAGUGGCUCUUCGACGGCAGGUGAUUUAGAAGUUUUCGAGAAACAUGAAGCGAAUGUCUACGCCGAACCACAAAAGGCGAUAAUCGAUGCGGCUGCCAUAUUCAAAGGCACAUUUAAAUCACGUCCAAAAAUACUGAGUUACAUAGAGAAGACAAAGCAACUUUAAUUAAGCUUGGUUUUUGUUUUUUUUUUUUUGUUUUUUGACAUACCAACAAAAAUUAAUUCAUGUCUAGACUAUAUACAGAGUUCAAACAAGUGAUAGCGUUUAUGACGUUAAUUUAGCUAGAUACGUAGUUAGUUCUAAUGCUAAACAGCAGCAAAGAGUGCUAGUUUUUAUACACGCAUAUUAUUAACGAAAAUGUAUUUUUUUUUAAGUAUUUUUAGACUGCCUCUAGUAGUAGUGAAGUGUGUAAAAUGUACGCCUUGAAACAACUAACUUGACAUCGUUUUCAUGUGCGUUGAAUUAUUAUUUAUUAUUUGUAAUUUAUUGGCGCUUAUUUUGUAAAUAGUAAAUAGAAAGUAGGAUUUAUAGUUUAAGCUUCGCGGCUAUAUUGAAUCGAAGAAUUUUGCAUAUUUUUUUAGCUUAGUAGAACGCUCAUUAUUUACGAAUAUUUAUCUAGUUAUUAAGCGUUGCUUGCUAGAUGCUAAUCCUAAAAAUAUGCCAGAUUUGUGGUGUGAAAUUGUUUGAUGUCUGCACCACAAUACGGCUACGUCUUAAAAUGCAUUCAUAAUUGCGCGCGACCCAUACCCAUCUAAAAUGUUUUAUAUUUUUUAUUUAUAAGAUGUCUGGCAGCACUUCUGCUUCUUGAAAUAACCAAAAUAGGAGAAUUCUUGGUAAAUUUUACAAAUUUUGAAAUCAAAUAACUUAAAAACUAUAACCCCGCUACCGGUCAGGUUUUCACUUUUAGAAAGUAGAAUACCCCCUUAUAACCCUUUUUUUUAAAUUGAUGGGCAACCAGAUGGAGUUUUUCCCCAUAUCUUAUAAUUGCAUUUGAGUUGAUGUUUUUGGUUGUCCUUAUGCGUACAUUUCAACGGUGAUAAUGAAAAUCGCAUGUGAGCGCGAUGACGGCUCAUUCAUGGCAGUAGCCACAACAGCGGUGCCUGAUGAGCCACGCAUAAGACAGUUUGUUGUUUCGCCAAGCGUAAUGCCUUUACGGUUCUUGUUGUUGUUGUUGUAGCAGCAUAAACAUUCCCCAUAUUUACAUACGGGGAAUGCUGCUGGAGUGACAGUCCUUAGCCGGAUAUAAAUCCGGGUCGUUUCGGUAACGUAGAACUGACUGUUGUGGAAUCGUAUUACUAUUUUCGCGCAUUUCUACUCCAUAAAAGAACAUUUCGCUACGAAGUCAUAUUCACUUCUAACGUUUUAAUGCGUUCAAAGAUAUCGCACAUUAUUCGUGGUGACACCUGCAUUGGUGCAUGAACCAACUCUCCGUCAAAAGCUGUACCCAUAGUGUGAGUCUUGCCCAUACUCUUAAUCACAUUUGAUUUGUGCGUAUUCAAUAAAGUAAGCUACGACUAGGCGAGACUCAAUCGCUGCAUGAAAGGCUUUUUUUUAGAAUAUACCAGUUACCGGUUCAAGCACUGUUUCGAGAAUCGAAAAAAGCUUUGGUUUAAGUCUACUUUGUCGCAGAGAAAGGCGAAAAGUAUAUUUUAAAAGAAUGAAAUGAAGAUUGUAAAAUUGAUAAACAAAGUCAAUUUUCAAUUUGAGCGCAGAUCGCAGUAUGUAUUGUAGUAUAUGUAAGAUUUUUCGAGACACCCGUAUGGAAUAAAAAUUACUUAACAAUUCAAAUUUGCUUUCGAAUGUUGCUCGCAGAUAAGGAUAAAAGUAGCUAAAGAAGAAAAUAAACGGUGCAUGUAAUAUGAUCCAUUUUUUUGUUUGUUCCAAAAUCUGAAAAAUUAAAUGAAACCAAAUCUUCCUUAUGUCUUGUGGUAAGCUAUAAAAUCAAAUAGCAAUAACAUUGCUGUCUUUUCAAUAUUAAAUAUUGUAUUUCUCUGUUUUAUUUCACUUUAUACAUAAAAAAAAAUCAGAACUAAUUGAAAAAUGUAAACUUUAGUGUCUCAAAAAAAAUUUUGAAUUAUAGAUUAAAUAGCAAAAUAAGAUUCCUUCCUUUUAAAGCGCGCAAUUACUUUUACUUUAACAAUUUAUAAUUUCCCACAUCCCCCCACCCCCACAUUAAUAUAUAUUUUUUCUAUAAAUGUAUACUGCCUCUAGCUACAUAAUCAAAUACUCUUGAGCUUCUAUGAAAAUGAAGAAAAAACAACUUCCUGAAUUUAAUUGUAUAAGACGAAAAUAAAGAUAUUUACCAAAUGUGCAUUGGAAA